AUGAAGGUCACUUCGGCUAUUGCGUUUUUCUCUCUUCUGGCCUCUGGCCAGGCCACCGGAGCGUACUGGGGCUCCGAGAAAUACUACUCCAGCCCGGGUAGAUCGCCUAACAAGUGUAAUGACCACCAGAGCAAGGGCUUCAGCUGGACUGACCUCGCUGCUGGCUCCUUCUCCGAGUAUGGCGGCUUCUCCUUCUCUGGUUUCACUUGCGGCAAUGGCUUUGGUUCUAGCCUUGGCAAGCGUGGCACUCAAAAAUGUAUCUCCGGUACCGUCUCUAAAGGUAGCUCCUCUAGCUCCAGUGCUGGCUCCAGCUCCCAAAGCUCCAGUUCUUCGGCUCCAUCCUUCGCCUGCGGCUCGGACGAGAGCGGCUUCUCUGUGACCAACUUCCACGUUGCCACUGAGAAGGAUACCGAAUUGCACAUCAUCUACAGCAUGCCGGAUGGAUCGACUUGCAGGAAUACCGCUUCCUGCAACUCAGCUGGUACUGUGGUCAACAACGACCAGUGUGGUGGUGCUAAGUCCGUUCACUUCGAGCUGCCCGACGAUAGUGAACAUGAGAGCUGCGGUUUCGGCAUCUACAGCGUUGGCUUUGACUGCACUCCUGGUUCCACAACCACUGCGCCUGUCCUUGUCACCACUGCUCCUGUUACCAGAGUUCCAUAUGAACAAAUAUCUGUGUCUGCUGGCUCCGGCUCUGUUGUUGCGCCUUCACUCUCUGUCCCAGGCUCUGAUGUGGCUCCAGUCACCACCCCAGUGGUCAGCACACCUCUUCGGAUGACUACAUCGACUGUGUUCACCACCAGUUUGUUCACUAUCACUAGCUGUGCUCCGACUGUCACCGAUUGCCCAGCUGGAUCAGGCUCAACCACUGUGGUGACUUCCACCAUCGCUCUUUCCACCACGGUCUGCCCCGUUACUGAGACUGCUCCUGCCGCUACAAGCUCGCCAUCUGAGCCUGCUGUACCCGGCCCGAGCAGUAUCCUCCCUGUCAGCUCGUCUGCUGGUGUUCCUCCUCCCAGUGACACAUCUGGUCCCACAUCUUCGGUUUCGGCUCCUUCUUCCGUUUCCCCUACUACGAGCGAGACCCCGGCUGGAACUUCUCCUGCUUCGACCCCGCUUAUCACUACUCCAGUCCAGAUGACUACCUCAACCGUGUUCACCACUAGCGAGAUCACUAUCACUAGCUGUGCCCCGGAGGUUGUGAGCUGCCCAGCAGACUCGACCACAGUAGUGACUUCCACCAUCGCUCUUUCCACCACGGUCUGCCCCGUUACUGAGACUGCUCCUGCCGCUACAAGCUCGCCAUCUGAGCCUGCUGUACCCGGCCCGAGCAGUAUCCUCCCUGUCAGCUCGUCUGCUGGUGUUCCUCCUCCCAGUGACACAUCUGUUUCCACAUCUUCGGUUUCGGCUUCGUCUAUUUCAUCCACUACGAGCGAGACUCCAGCCGGAACUUCCGCCGCUUCUACCCCGCUUAUCACUACUCCAGUCCGGAUGACUACCUCAACCGUGUACACCACCAGCGAGGUCACCAUCACCAGCUGUGCCCCGGAUGUUGUGAGCUGCCCAGCAGACUCGACCACAGUAGUGACUUCGACCAUCCCUAUCUCCACGACUGUGUGUCCCGUCACUGAGACUACGACGGCUGCUGUCAGCUCCACACCUCUGCCUGCAGGCUCAAGCUCAAGCGGCGUUUUGCCUGUUAGCUCACCGGCUGGAACUUCCGCCGCUUCGACCCCAGCAAUCACCACUCCAGUCCAGAUGACUACCUCAACUGUGUACACGACCAGCGAGAUCACCAUCACUAGCUGUGCUCCCGAGGUUGUGAGCUGCCCAGCAGACUCGACCACAGUGGUGACUUCGACCAUCCCUAUCUCCACCACUGUGUCUCCCCGGCUGGAUCACCUCUCCCCCAGUGGCACUUCAGUUGCUUCCACGUCCGCCGGAACCUCCUCGGCUCCCGGCGUGACCUCCGAUGUCUCGUCCCCUGCACCUUCCUCUCCUCCUAGCACAACUCCCGCCCCUGGCGAGGCCACCACCACUGUCGUUACUUGGGAGACUGUGACCACUUGCCCCGUGACUAACACUGUUACCUCUGGUUCCUCUACUUUCGUGACUACCUCGAGCACCAUUUCAACUGUUACGUUGACUACUGUCUCUACAAUCUGCACUGAGUGCUCCGCUACCGCCACAUCUGUUGCUGGUCAGAGCACUGUUGCCCCGUCUGGUACCCCCGAGGCUUCAACCACUGUCGUUUCCAGCACUGGACCAUCUGGUACGCCUGAGGGAUCAAGCUCUGUCUCUUCUUCGUCUGCGGAGGCCUCCAGUCCCUUCCCCAGCGGCCCCGAUGUCACUAGCUCGGUCCCCUCUAGCGUGGGUGCUAUUACUACACCUGCGGUUCCCCAAGGGUCGACUGCCACGGUUAUAACUUAUGUUACCGAGACCACCUGUCCUGUGACUGCCACUAUCACUUCUGGAUCGUCAACUUUCGUCACGACAUCGAGCACAGUAUCAACUGUUACCUUGACCUCCACCCCCUACCUUCCCAGCUCUGUCGCUGCCGGAAGUACUCCUGCUCCCUCUGAAACAGGCGUCGCCGGCACCACUGCUCCUACGGGUCCCGCUGUCACCAGUGUCGUCUCAUCUAGCGUUGGCGUCAGCUCUACACCCACUAUUCCCGAGGGUGCCACGACCACCGUUGUGACUUACGUGACCGAGACCACCUGCCCCGUGACCAACACCGUCACUUCGGAUUCUUCCACCUUCGUGACCACAUCCCACACAGUUUCCACAGUGACCCUCACCUCCGUUUCAACCAUCUGUACCCAGUGCGCCACUACCGCCACUGCUGCCACUGAGACUCAUUCUCAUUCUACCGCCAGCAACACCCCGACAGUCCCCACCGGUGUUUCCCCGGUAUCGAGCCCAGCUCCCUCAGCUCCUUGCCCCAAUACGGUGCCUCAGUGCAUCAACACUUGGCUCACCCUCGCCCCCAAGUGCACAUCCAACAGCGAUGCUUCAUGCUUCUGCCCCAACAGCGAGUUCACUAGCAAAGUCAUCUCUUGCAUCCAAGCCUGGGGCGCCUCCAAGGAAGAGAUUCAAUCUGCCCUGUCCUACUUCACCGGUAUCUGCGCCACCUGGGUCCCCGAGAACCCAGGCAUCGUAACCGCCAUCCCCUCAACCAUCACCCUGAUUCCGACAGUCGCUCCUUCCGCACCCGCAUCUAGCGUCGCGGGCGCCAGUGUCACCGCCAGCGCCGUCGUCCCCAUCACCUCCGCCCCCGCCCUCCCCUGCACAACAAUCACUUACUCGACCUACACCGUCACCGUCCCGCAGGUCAGCUUCGUCACAAACACUGGAACUAGCGCUGGCGCCGUCCCAACUAUCGGUCUGGUCCCGGCUGGUCCCAGCGGCGCUUCCCCAGCACAUACGGGCAAGGUUCCCGCCCCCGCAUCGGCAACAUGGGUGACCUCGAGCGGGUACCCGUACGCCAGUCGAAGCGCCAGUCGAAGCGCCAGUCGAAGCGCCUCGCCUAGCGCAUCCCCGGUCUUCAACUCGGCGUCCAGCUUGUCGAUCGCAUCCAGUCUGGUGCUGGCUUCUAUCGCUGCUUUCUUCAGCUUGGUGAUGUAG
Molecule: messenger RNA, 3627 nt
Organism: Penicillium samsonianum
Lineage: Eukaryota; Fungi; Ascomycota; Eurotiomycetes; Eurotiales; Aspergillaceae
Product: extracellular serine-threonine rich protein
Exons: 4
Coding region: 1-3627 (1208 amino acids)
Source: RefSeq, a predicted model, not a curated record